CUGCAAAAGAAUUUUCAGGUUAUUUCAUUAUUACGGGAUGCAGCUGGACGGGUCGAAGGCGAACCAGCACAAUUGGUGAAAGACGCUGUCAAGGUCUUGUCUUCGCAUGAACUCUACGCGCCGUCGAUCACUCGUUUUCGAGAUACUGAUCGUAUUGCAACGCAGUACUACGACGGACUGAUUCGCCUUCAUCAUCCAAGUCGACAACGAAAGCGAAGCGUCGUGGAUGCCUAUCGCGAUAAGAGAGGAUCACACGGUGAACGACGACGGGUCUCGGCAGAUGUGAAGAACGCUCUUGAAAACGAUUCCGAAUGGAAGUUUGACAUACUGCAACUGGAAAAAGUCACCGAAAAUCAUGCACUCGUUCAGCUUGGGAUCAAGAUUUUCGAGCGAUGGAAGAUGGCCGAUUCGCUGAGCUGCAACGAGGACAUUCUUCAUCGUUGGCUGUACACCGUCGAAGCCCAUUAUCACGCUGGAAACGCCUAUCAUAAUGCUACCCAUGCUGCUGACGUCCUACAGGCUACAUCGUAUUUCCUCGAUUCGCCGACGGUUGCUGCACAUAUCACAGAAAAUCACGCAAUCGCGGCUCUUCUAGCAGCCACCGUCCACGACCUGGAUCAUCCGGGACGGGGAAACGCGUUCCUUAUUAACACUCGACAAUCGCUGGCAGUACUGUACAAUGAUCAUUCGGUACUGGAGAAUCACCAUGUUGCCUUGGCAUUCCAGCUAACUCUUCAGCAAAGCAACAAUGUGAACAUUUUUGGCAGUCUUUCCCGUGAGGAAUUCACCGCUAUUCGACAUGCAAUGGUUGAGAUGGUAUUGGCGACGGAUAUCAGCCGACAUUUCGAGUAUCUCGUCAAGUUCAACAAGAUGAAUGUCGUUGAUGUACCGGAGGAGGCUCGUGAGGAUAACUCGUUAACCAUCUGUAAUAUGCUGGUGAAAUGUGCCGAUAUCUCAAAUCCAACCAGAGAAUGGGCGCUUUGCGAGAAAUGGGCUUAUCGUAUCGUAGAGGAAUAUUUUGACCAAACCCGAGAAGAACGCGAAAAAGGUCUGCCGUGA
This is a messenger RNA of Cooperia oncophora, 1059 nucleotides long. The record is from the annotation of a GenBank genome assembly. Lineage: Eukaryota; Metazoa; Nematoda; Chromadorea; Rhabditida; Trichostrongylidae.